Brachypodium distachyon (stiff brome) is the source of this 3519-nucleotide messenger RNA. RefSeq lists its product as uncharacterized. Bases 1965 to 2744 code for a protein of 259 amino acids. The transcript has 5 exons. NCBI's taxonomy places the organism in Eukaryota, Viridiplantae, Streptophyta, Magnoliopsida, Poales, Poaceae. The record is from RefSeq and is a predicted model, not a curated record.
UGAACACAAUAGAUUAAGGAGCACACAGUAGCAUCAGAAUCUGACAAUACAAAGUAGAAUCGGAACUUUUUUCUAUAGAGAAAAGGAGCACGCUCCUGAUUCCAUUAAGGGUGUGUUUAGUUGGCGAGUGACGUGGGUGGGUUGGCUCCAACCAGAUUUUAGAGGUGGAACCACUCAGCUUUCAUGUUUGGUUGAAAAGGGCGGGACCAACCAGUUUCAUGUUUGGUUAGGAGGUCAAACUUCAGUUAGAAAAAAAAGAAAGAGAAAAAUCGUCUUCUCCAUCUUCCCCUUCCGCCACCAUGGACUGGUUGGGCUGGUCCUCGGCGAGCCGUCCAGCGCACGGCGCGGCGUCUCCCCAUGCGGCCCAUCCACCUCCAGCUCCCGCGCCGAUCUCCUGCUCCCACUCCCCGCCUCACGCUAUCGCUCCCACUCCAGGCCCGCUGCGCCGUCGACGGCCACGAUCGAGGAGAUGAGAGAGAUGGCGGCCAGGGCAUGGAGGUGGGCAAGCGGCGGUGGCGAGCUCCGGCGGAGGACGUGUCUUCUGCGGCGAGCGCAGGCGCAGCCAACGGCGGCGAUGGGGACGAGCUCGGGCGGAGGACGGGUCCUCGGCGGCGAGCGCAGGCGCAGCUAGCGGCGGCGAUGGGGACGAACUCCGGCGGAGGACGGGUCCUCGGCGGCGAGCGCAGGCGCAGCUAGCGGCGGCGAUGGGGACGAGCUCCGGCGGAGGACGGGUCCUCGGCGGCGAGCACAGGCGCAGCUAGCAGCGGCGAUGGGGACAAGCGAGGCGGCGGCUAGCUCCGGCGAUGAGGUGGACGACCAGGUGGCAGAGAUCUCCGGUGUCGAGGGGACGAGCACGCCGGCGAAAAGCUCCAGGGACGAGCGCGGCGGCAAGGGGGACGAACUCCGAGGACGAGCGCAGCGGCGAUGGGGACAAGCUCCGUACAUGACCAAACAAACCUUUUUUUUUUAGGUAAAUGACCAAACAAGGUUUUAGGGCUAUCCGUCAGGCCAAAAUAUUAGAUCUGGAGAGUUCCCUGAUAUGUAAGCCCCGCCUUCCGGCGCCGACGCGAAUUCAUCCCUCGUGUCUUGUUGGUUUCAAAUCGAGGUCCAGAUUUGUUAGAAGGCCGGACUCCGUAGAUUGAAAUAAAUAGAGCAACGAAAGAGAGGCAGAGGUUAGAGAGGAAAACAGAUUUCGUGUCUCGACCCAAGGCAUCGUCGUCGUAUCAUGGGGCUUCUGGCGCUCAAGCGGUUCAUGUCCGCGCAGCGGGAUCGGCGUCGCCAGCGAAUCCAAGCCCACGACGGUUCUCCCGCUUCUGUGAGUAAAAGAAAGUCAUCGCCCUUCCAAGAAGAUCGCGAUUAUGAAGGUGGCAAAAGAAUGAAAUAUCUGGGGCCAAUCCUUCCAGAGGAAAUCUGGUGUCAUAUACAUUCUCUAAUGUCAAUGAGAGAUGCCGCCCGAGCUGCCUGCAUUUCGCAUGCCUUUUUACGUUCCUGGAGAUGCCAUCCCAACCUCACAUUCAGUAGGAAGAUAUUGUGCAUGAAUGAAAAUGUGCGUGGAUGGGAAGAAACAGCAAAAGAUCUCAGCAGCCAAGUUGACCAAAUUUUAAUGAAACACUCAGGCACUGGCAUGAAGAAAUUCAAGCUUGAGUUCUAUAAUUACAAUGUUAAUGCAUCUUAUCUUGAUCGCUGGCUUCAGCUCAGUCCAGCUGCCGUGGAAUAAAAAAACAUACAAUUUCCCAUGGUCACUUUUAUCGAAUGGGAGUUGAAACUUGAUUCGGUAUCUAAACCUUUCUGACUGUGCCUUGCGUCCCACUGUCAGGCUUAGCUUAAGAAGUUUGACUGGACUCCAUCUUUGUGAUGUCCGUAUCACAAAGGAUGAGUUAGCCUGUCUUCUUCACAACUCUUUUGCUUUGGAGCAGUUGAAACUCAAGCGUUGCCUUAAGAUAAUUAGCCUGAAGAUAUCUCGUAUGAUGCAGCGGCUUAGCUACCUUGAGGUGUUUGAAUGUAAUAGACUGCAGGCAAUAGAAAGCGACGCUCAACAUCUCUCCAGUUUUACUUUUGUUGGUCACCACCAUGUACGAAUCUCACUUGGACAAGCAUUACAAUUGAAAAGGCUAGACAUAGAAUGCCGUGCUGCAUUCUGUUAUGCUCGUGCCGAGCUUCCGUCCAGUGCGCCAAAUCUUGAGACUCUUUUCGUACAUUCACGUCGAGAGAUGGUCAGUAUACCGAUGAUGCCUAGCAAAUUUUCACUCCUCAAGCACUUGAGUGUUGAUCUUGUCGCAGGGAAAUUCCCCCGGACCUAUGAUUAUUGUUCUGUGAUAUCCUUUUUUGAUGCUUCUCCUUCCUUGGAGACUUUCUAUUUGAAUGUGUCGUGGACAAGCUUGCAGCAGCCAUCGAUCUUUGCUGAUGAUCCUUCAGAUCUGAGGCAGAUGCCAGAGCACCGCCAUAACAAGCUCAAGAGGGUGACGAUCGUUGGUUUCUCCUCUGCAAAGAGCUUGGUUGAGCUAGCAUGCCAUAUUCUUGUGAAUACAACAUCACUUGAGUAUAUUACAUUGGACACUACAGAGGGACAUUGUUUAUCCAGGUGUUCUGUCAACAAGUUUGGUGAAUGCUUCCCAAUUGGGAGGGAUAUUAUCCUGGAAUCUCGUAAGGCGCUCUUGGCCAUCAGGACAUACAUUGAGGGAGCUGUUCCUUCUAAAGUGAAGUUAACUGUUGUGGAGCCUUGCAGCCGGUGCCACGUUGUUUGAACUUAUGCCAAGUUAUCAUAACCACUGAAGCCAAGGUCCUUGAAUUUAGUAGUGGUCGAAGUCAUCUUGCUUCGUUCCCAGAAGUACUAGUAUGAAGUACUAAUCGAAGUCAUCUUUUCACAGGUUUGAGGGUUUUGUCAAUCAUCAAACACCCCCCCCCCCCUUUUUUUUUUUUUUGCGGGAAUCAUCAAACCCCUGUUGACAGACCUCCAGCUUGAAUAUUUACUAUACUUCAAAUGGGAUUUCUGAAACCCUAGCACCAACUAUUGUGUUCCCUUCAUUAUUAUCUAAAAAAGAACACUGUAUUACCUUGAUAUUUAUGAAAAAGAUGUGCGAGUAUAUAAAACUCUGGCCUGCAACAUGCAACAUUUAUCUACUUAAACAGCCUGAUCUUGACCAUUCUCAUCAAAACAUCAAACUCUGGGUUGCAACAUAUUUUGUGUGUAUACAACAUUUUCUUCAUGACUAUAAAAAUUAUUAAAAAAAUGUUAAAACAUUUUAAACACAUUCACAACAAUUUUCUUUGGGCAUGCAACAAAUCCAAUUUUUUUUUUGCAACAGAAUCAUCAAAAACAUUGCUCAUAACAUAUGCAACAUAAAAGUGUAAGCGGCAGAAAUAAUAUACACAGUAACCAAAAACAUACUUGAGCACAUUUAGAAAUAACAUAAACAAAACACAUUUGAGCUUGAAAGUAACACCGUGCAACACACUCAGGAACAAUUGCAACAUAACACCAUAGUGUACGCAAUAGACGCAAUACACAUCUGAAAUACA